This is a messenger RNA of Pochonia chlamydosporia 170, 5310 nucleotides long. RefSeq names its product endonuclease/reverse transcriptase. The transcript is spliced from 2 exons. The coding region runs from base 1 to 5310 and encodes 1769 amino acids. NCBI's taxonomy places the organism in Eukaryota, Fungi, Ascomycota, Sordariomycetes, Hypocreales, Clavicipitaceae. The record is from RefSeq and is a predicted model, not a curated record. Gene Ontology annotation, molecular function: RNA-DNA hybrid ribonuclease activity; nucleic acid binding.
AUGGCGACUGCCACCUCCAGCCCGCCCUGUGAGCCGGAUUGGUUCGAUCUCGGCAUCUACACACCUAAGAAUUUAGCUCGGGGCGCCCGCGCAGCCCUCCUUCGAGACAGUUCACCCGUAGAGGUCACCGACAUUGGCUUCUCACCCGUACGGGGCAGGACCGCCCAAACGCCAUCUUCACCACUCACCCGCAUUUGCAAUGCUGCUAUUGCGGAAGGACAGCAGCACGACGAUUUCCCUGCGCUCCCUACACCGGUCAUACACGAACAGCAGCAGCUACCCAUCGACAUCACGGAAGCAGCCAACCAGCUCGCGGACGAGCAAGUCGCCGCCUACAAAGCCAAACUACGAGUCUUCCGGGCUUUCUGCUCACACUUCAAUGAGGCAGCCAAAGAAUUUCCCUCCGGCCCGGAACGCGACUUCGCCCAGCACUUCUCCAGCAGCUUCCUUGGAUUCUGGAAGCGAACGCUUAGCAAUACUCAAUCCGCCUCUACGCCGACCUACAGCAAAGUUGCUGCCCAUGCCAAUUCUCCUCGCACUCUCACAACCACGACACACAACGCGCAGGCUUUUCAUGCGCACAGCCAAUCCGCUCCUACCCAUCGCCAAGGGCAACCUGCGGUUCCUGCCCCACCCCGGGAGGACCUUCGGGUAUUCGUCCGUCUCAACGCCGACGCCCCGGCCAGAAACCAUAUCGGCUACGCCAUUCGUGCUCAUGUCGCCAGCAAGACCGGCAUUGAACUCAAUCGAAUCCCGCAAGUGCUUCAAGUGAACACUGGGUGGGCCAUACGUGCUAUAGACAAGCUUACACGCGAUCUUCUCGUAGAGCGCCAAGCAGAAUGGGCCGAAGACCUUGGCGCAACAGCCGUAGAGACCAGCCAGAAAUGGUACACAUAUGCUGUAGACAACUGCCCUCGUAGGCUCACUGACCUGUAUGGAAACGAACUGAACUACGAUGCGGCUGUCCAUGACGAGAUCAACCACCAGACGGGACUCACGCCGGUCAGCGUACGAGUCCCCCAUCGUGAUAAUGAACAACUUCCAUACAAAACGCUUAUCAUUUCCUUCCUUGAGCCAACAAAAAGGUCUUGGACUCUGUUCGGCACCAGCCGACUAGCCAGGCUGAUCAAAAGAACCAACCCUCCCAAGCAGUGUGAAAACUGCUGGGAUUACCAUACACGACAUGCAUGCAACCGACAAACACGAUGCAAACGCUGCGGAAAGACCAACCACGACAGCGAAAGCUGUACUGCCGCCGAGCAGUGCGCCAACUGCCUCGGGCCGCACACUGCGGACCUCGCAACAUGCCCGGCGCGGCCAAAGAGAGCCCAUGGUCUGUUCCAUCGUCUCCCCAGAGAACAGCGUGCAUUGAUCAGACAAAUGGGCUCCCAACUCUUCGAACAACACCAGGCCAAACAACCACGGCCCUCUCAGGCGAUAACUAACAACCAUCCGGCACCAGAGGUCGUGGCUGAACAACAGCGUGCUCCAAUGGCGGUCAUGGAGCCGCCUCGGGAUCAUGUGAAUCCUCAGGACCUGACGGCGCCGGGCAAACACCAACCCAUGCUCUCCAUGAGUAGACGGCCAAGAACAUACAACAAUGAGAAGAAGACGUUGAAAGUCUUCCAAGCGAACGUGGGCAAGAUCCCGGCCGCCCACGACUGCGCUCUAGCACUGGCCGACUCAGAAAAGCACGACAUUGUUCUUCUUCAAGAACCUUGGACCGAGGCAAAGAACUCCCGAUGCCUCACAAAGACGCAUCCAGCGUACGAGACGUACUCCCCCGUGGACAGCUGGGACGGCAACGAUACGCGGCCCAGGGUCAUGACGUACAUUCGCAAGAACUCGCGUAUCUUAGCAGAUCAGGCGCGACCAGCACUUAGUCGCGACAUACUGUGGGUAACAGUCAACGGAAUGACCAUCGUGAACUUCUACCGCCAACCCUGUCACGAUACCGCACUAAAUGUUCUGCUGGGGUGGUCACCACCGGAGAGGUGCGUGGUAGCAGGUGACUUCAACGCCAAACACUACUCCUGGCAGACGGGAAGAUUAGAAGAUCGGGGGGAAGAUAUUGCCGCCUGGGCGGCCCAAAACGGUCUCAGCCUGUUGAAUACUGCAGAUGUGCCCACAAACCCUCACGGCAACACAAUCGAUCUAGCCUUCUCCAACAUUGCUCUGGCAGCCGCCGUCGUGGAAGAUCACCUUGCCACUAGCUCUGACCAUUUCACCCUCUGCCUCACGCUGCCGGAUAUUACCCUCACCCUCCCACAAGUGCCAGGCAAGGUCCGGGUCACCACCGAAGACGAACUGCGGCGCUUUAGGGAACUCGUUCUGACAGGAAUAUGGCGAAUACCACAAGGCAAUGCAACAGCCCUGGAGCUAGACAAUCUGGCCGCGGCAUUGGUUGACCUUCUUCAGUCGGCAGCCACUGCCGCCGGACGCCCGGUAAGGAAAGGGACCCGGAGUGCGCCAUGGUGGACUGAAGAUUGUGCCGGCGCAGCCGCAGAAUACCGCGCUAUCAGAAGGAUUUUCCCACUGGGCUUCAAUCGGGACAUUCAACUUGCGAGAAAAGAGUUCCAACGUGUAGUUCGCCGCGCCAAGCGUCAGUACUGGCGCAACCUCAUCGACGGAUUUUCAGACAGCGCAUCAGUCUUCAAAGCAGUCCGAUGGCUCAAGGCCCCGGGAGCCUUCCAACCACCACCGCUCCAGGUUGGUGACAUUGUGUACGAAACUCAAAUCGACAAAGCAAACGCUCUGAGACGCUGCACGCUGGAGCGCCGCACAGCAGCAGAUGACAUUCCAGAUCCAUGGAUUCCAGUCAGUCCAUCUCGUGCGAUACCCUUUGGCCAAGAAAUCACACUCCAGGAAGUGGAGGAUGCUACUAUCAAGACGGGUAACACGUCACCCGGAGCUGACAACAUCACGGUCAAGCUGCUACAAGCAGUAUGGGACAUCAUAGGAGACCACGUCCGACGCCUCUACGAGGGUUGCCUGGCGGCAGGCCACCACCCGAAAGCCUUUCGAGAAGCAGAAGUAGUCAUGAUCCCUAAAUCGGGGAGAAGAAACCUUUCAAAGCCCAGGGCGUGGCGCCCCAUCUCACUCCUCUCCUGUCUUGGCAAGGGUCUCGAGCGUCUUAUCGCUCGCCGUCUAGCAUGGGCUUCGAUAAACUACGGAGUCCUCCACCCGCAGCAGGCUGGGGCUCUCCCAAAAAGAUCGGCUGUUGACUUGGUCGCAGCAGUGGUUCACGACAUCGAAGAGACACUCGCACGUGGACAGGUGGCCACACUGGUCACUGCCGACAUUCAAGGAGCGUUCGACUCGGCUCUCUGCAACCGCCUUGUUUUGCGACUCCGUCAACAGGGCUGGCCCGACAAUCUUGCACGAUGGGCAGGCUCGUUCAUGAGCGGCCGUUCCGCCAGGGUCAGAUAUCAGGACAUCACCACACUGACGACGCCACUGCAGUGUGGCCUUCCACAAGGGUCGCCCGUAUCCCCGAUCUUGUUUCUGUUGUACACGGAGCCGGUCUAUCGCUUGGGCGAACCCGAGCGACGGUUCGACUACGCGGACGAUACAGCAAUUCUCUGCACAGGGGACACUGUGGGAGAGACAGCCAGGAAAGCGUCGGCAUAUAUUCAAGAGCUCGUGGAUUGGGGCGCCGCCAACGGCGUUUCAUUUGACCCGGACAAAACAGAAGUUAUGCAUUUUUCAUUGAAGACACGGGAAGCCAGGCCGCCCAUCCGACAUGGCGACGCGGUAAAGCACCCGGAAAAGGCCAUGCGCUGGUUGGGAAUCUGGCUUGACAGCAAACUAACAUUCAAGACUCAUGUUGAGAAGUGGACAGCCACGGCUCAGGCGGUGGCUUGCCACUUGCGGAGCCUAGGCAAUACACGACGUGGUCCUUUGCCGAGCGCUGUACAAAGGGCUGUUAGAGCCUGUGUCGAACCGGUCCUGCUAUUUGGAACGGAAGCCUGGUACCCGGGAACACGGAGCCCGCGCUGGAGGCAGCCAUCGAAAGAAGGACCGUCCAGAAUCCAACAGCUCGUGAAGAAAAUGAGCAAAGCGAUCAAACAAGCCAUUCGCGCCAUCCUCCCAACCUGGAAGACGACGCCAAUCACAAUACUGCACCGGGAAAGCGGUAUACCGCCGAUUCUUCAACUCCUCGAGGCAAAACGAAUACGUUUCUCUGCGCGUAUCAAGUCCUUGGAUAAUGCACAUCCUCUCACCACACGAACUACAGAGGUGACACCACCGCCCAUCGUCAGAAGUGUUAAAUUGAGAUACCACCUCCCGCCCAAAACGUUUCCAACUCGACUCAGAAGAACUGACAAGCUCCUCGCAAAUUGCCAGCGACCUGCGCUUUUGCCACGCAGAUACAAAUCCGAAACACAGCAGCCGCUGCAAACUGCACCGAAAGCAGAUUCCGCCGAAGACUUUCACAAAUGGCUCCAAUCCAUCCCCCCAUCUACUGUGGUUGUAUACUCAGACGGCUCGCUGUCCGAGAAGGGUGCUGCCGGAUGCGGCUACACUGUUCACCAACGCGAUCACUCCAUUUGUCAAGGUGCAGGACGCCUCGGCCCUGCUGAGGUAUUCGACGCUGAGGCGAAAGGAGCACUUGAAGGCCUGAAGGCCGCACUGAGAUUACCACAAUCUACCUCUCAGAAGAUAGUUGUUUGCCUAGAUAACAUUGCAGCAGCCAGAUGCCUCCGGGGCCACCCAUCAGAUUCUUCACAACGAGUCUUCCUCACUUUCCAAGCCUUGGCGAAGACUCACAGACAAACCGACGUCCGCUGGAUCCCCGGACACACCAAAAUUGCAGGAAACGAGCAGGCUGACGCGCUGGCGAAAGCAGGCUGCUCCCGGCCAGAGCCCGUAGACGCUGUCCCGACACUGGCCUUCUUGCGUAGAACCGCUAAACAGCGGUCCAAAGACGUAGUCCAAGCCUGGUGGGACACCUCUGCCCCUGACAAGUAUAAGAUUUUGGGGCUUCAAUUCCCUCGAGGCUGCCCAAAGGAGCUUUCUCUCCCACGCACAACCCUCCACCACCUGCUUGCAGCGAGAACCCAUCAUGGCGACUUUGCCGGCUAUCAUGAAAGAUUCAAGCACGAAGAUGCACAAUUGACAUGUACUUGCGGCCGUCGAAAGGCGCCCAAGCACCUCUUCUACUGCAGGAAGAUCCAACCGCGUCAUCGGAUGAGGCUCGCACCCUCACCGACCGCGGUCAUCAACCGAGCAAUAGGCAAAGACUUCGACAAAUUCGUCAAGCUGGCGAAGGCAAGCUCCUUUUUCGAGAAGAUUUGCCUUCACCACUAG